AUGUACGUGGCCUUAAUCUGUACUGGAAGACAAUUGAGUGGAGAUGUGAGGCUGAUAGAUUCGUCUGGUUCAACAGAUACCAAAAUUGGCAGACUGGAGGUCUAUUACAAUGGACAAUGGGGGACAGUGUUCGGUAUAAAUGAUGCAAGAGUGGCUUGUCGUCAAUUAGGUUUCCUAGGUUACAUAGGCUAUGGGGUCGUACGAAAUGCCCUAACAGUGUCAGCAUCCACACUGAUAUGGUUGGACGAGCUUGGUUGCUUUGGAUCUGAAACUAGACUAGAUGACUGCCCACACAAUUCUAUUGGAAUUCAUAAUUGUGAUCGUUCUGACGAUGUGGGAUUAGUGUGUGCAAUAAAUGAAGAUUUGAGACAUGUGAAUAGUUCUGGCACCACUGGGUUAGGUCCCGAUGUUCGACUGGAGUUGUUUUAUAACGGACAAUGGGGGACAGUGUGUGACGAUAGCUUCAGUCCAAACGAUGCAAGGGUGGCUUGCCGUCAGCUGGGGUACGAUGACUAUGCUAAUUAUGGACGAGUAGGAACAUUAGGUUUCUCCCAAUCAUCAUCAACCACUCGGACAUGGCUAGACGAGCUUCGUUGCUUAGGAAACGAGACCAAACUCAUUAAUUGUCCUGCUAACACUAUCGGAGUUGAAGAUUGCACCCACACACAAGAUGUGGCCUUAUUCUGUAUUUUGGAUGGAGACCUGAGGCUGAUAGACAACUCAGGCCGAACAGGAGGCUCCUCUGGCAGACUGGAGGUCUAUUACAGUGGACAAUGGGGGACAGUGUGUGAUGAUAGCUUCAGUCCAAACGAUGCAAGAGUGGCUUGUCGUCAACUAGGAUUCUCAACCUACACUCGAUACGGAGCAGUUAGAACGCUAGGUUUCUCCCAACCUUCAUCAACCACUCGGAUAUGGUUGGAUCAACUUCGUUGCUCAGGAACUGAGAGCAGACUCAUUAAUUGUCCUGCUAACACUAUCGGAGUGGAAGAUUGCACUCAUUCAGAAGAUGUGGCCCUGGUGUGCGGUGCAGCUACUUCCCCUUCUUCCCCUUUUUCCCCGUCCUCAACUCCAACUACAUCCUCCAACAUAACAUCGAUCAGCACAGGAGUGACUAUUCCUAUUAUCGUUGUCGUUGUGAUCCUUUUUAUUUUCCUGUUCUGUGUUUUCACAAACCGGAGGAGACGCCAUGUUGGUCGCCCAGCAACCAGAGCUCCUAUAGUCGCUAAUGUUAAAUCAACAACUGUUAUCAUCGCCAAGUCAACUGCACCAGCAGCAAAAGCACAAGAUACGGCCUACCCUAUGCAAUCCAAACCCCAAUAUUCAAACCAGGCCCCCCCUCAGAAUAUGUAUCCGCCUCAAUCAGCAGCCCCCUACACCACUGGACAGCAACAACCCCCAGCCCCCUACACCACUGGACAGCAACCCCCAGCCCCCUACACCACUGGACAGCAACAACCCCCAGCCCCCUACUCCACUGGACAGCAACAACCCCCAGCCCCAUACACCACUGGACAGCAACCCCCAGCCCCCUACACCACUGGACAGCAACAACCCCCAGCCCCCUACUCCACUGGACAGCAACCCCCAGCCCCCUACUCUACUGGACAGCAACCCGCUGCUCUGUACCCUGCGUACCCCACCGGACAACCACCCCCUGCUCCGUACUUGUCUGCAUGGGGAGGAGCCCCUCCAGCAUAUCCAGGAUGAUUAUGGGGACCUACUAUGCAUGCAGUACAUGUAUAUUAACUGAAAGUAGUGAACUUUUAAUAAGAGACAUUGCAAAUUGCAAUUGACUGUAUAUAGCUGUUAGUGAUAGCAAACUUCUAUUAUUUUUAAGUUUAGACAAUGAGAAUUUUGUUCCUCAUUUUUUCACAAAUUAUUUUCAAAAGCAAACUCUUCGGCUGAUUUUAAUGAAUGUAUAUACAGCGCGUAUUAUGGU
This is a messenger RNA of Halichondria panicea, 1939 nucleotides long. RefSeq names its product neurotrypsin-like. The record is from RefSeq and is a predicted model, not a curated record. Gene Ontology annotation, cellular component: membrane. NCBI's taxonomy places the organism in Eukaryota, Metazoa, Porifera, Demospongiae, Suberitida, Halichondriidae. The transcript is spliced from 8 exons. Bases 1 to 1707 code for a protein of 568 amino acids.